Molecule: messenger RNA, 4997 nt
Organism: Xenopus tropicalis (tropical clawed frog)
Lineage: Eukaryota; Metazoa; Chordata; Amphibia; Anura; Pipidae
Gene: lpl
Product: lipoprotein lipase
Exons: 10
Coding region: 173-1624 (483 amino acids)
Biological process (GO): lipid metabolic process; triglyceride catabolic process
Cellular component (GO): extracellular region; plasma membrane
Molecular function (GO): lipase activity; heparin binding; lipoprotein lipase activity
Source: RefSeq, a predicted model, not a curated record
AUAAGGAGAGUACAGGCGGCAGAGCAGACUCCUGUGCCAGCGAAAUACUUUCAUUCAGUUCACUCUUGUUUCUGUAGCAUUAAUCAAAGGCUGCUCUCCCAAGUUGAUCUGUUAGGGAAAUCUCAAGAAGAGGACCAUUGUUAUUCAAAUUUAAGUGAAGUUUGGAAAAAACAUGAGCAGUGGGGAAUUCCUUACACUGUUUUUGUGGAUACACUGGCUGCUGACCUGCUGCAGUGGAGCUUUAGCAACUACUGAACCUUCUAAAACAAGUCCAACUACGUUAAAGAAAACUGACUUUAACAGUAUUGAGAGCAAAUUUUCCCUAAGAACUUUAGAAGAGCCGGAUGAUGACACUUGUUAUCUAGUACCUGGUCAAGAACACACAGUGGAUCAAUGUAAUUUCAACCACACAAGCAAAACAUUUGUUGUAAUCCAUGGAUGGACGGUUACAGGCAUGUUUGAGAGUUGGGUUCCUAAACUGGUAGAUGCCUUGUACAAAAGAGAGCCAGACUCCAAUGUCAUUGUUGUUGACUGGCUAACUCGAGCCCAACAACACUACCCUGUCUCUGCAGAGUAUACUCAGCUGGUUGGACAAGAUGUUGCAAGUUUCAUUGACUGGAUGGAUGAUACAAUACAAUAUCCAAUAGAUAACAUUCAUAUCCUGGGAUACAGCCUUGGGGCUCAUGCAGCCGGUGUUGCUGGAAGUCUGACAAAUAAAAAAGUCAACAGGAUAACUGGACUGGAUCCUGCAGGCCCUACCUUUGAAUAUGCAGAGAAUGCUAUUAUUUUGUCCCCUGAUGAUGCCGAAUUUGUGGAUGUCCUCCAUACUUACACUAGGGGCUCUCCAGACCGUAGUAUUGGUAUUCAAAAGCCUGUAGGACAUAUUGACAUUUAUCCAAAUGGUGGAAGCUUUCAGCCUGGUUGCAAUCUCGGGGAAGCCCUCCGACUUAUUGCAGAAAAAGGAUUUGGAGAUGUGGACCAGCUUGUGAAAUGUUCUCAUGAACGCUCCAUUCAUCUCUUCAUUGAUUCUCUGUUGUAUGAAGAAAAGCCAAGCAUGGCCUAUCGCUGCAAUUCUAAAGAAGCCUUUGAAAAGGGGCUUUGCUUGAGCUGCAGGAAAAAUCGUUGCAAUACACUGGGUUAUAAGGUCAACAAAGUUCGGGGAAAAAGAAGCACCAAGAUGUACUUGAAAACAAGAGCUCAGAUGCCUUUCAAAGUUUUCCAUUACCAAGUUAAAGUGCACUUCUUUGCAAAGAAGAACUUGACUGUAACCGAUCAACCUUUCUUAGUUUCUUUGUAUGGAACCCAAGGAGAAAGUGUGAACAUGCCUAUCACGAUACCUGAAAUUUCUACCAACAAGACUUAUUCAUACUUGAUCUACACUGAAUUAGAUAUUGGAGAUCUACUGAUGUUGAAAAUAAAGUGGGAAAAGGACUCCUAUUUUAGUUGGUCUGACUGGUUCACCGCUUAUUUAUUUAACAUCCAAAAGAUCCGAGUAAAAUCCGGAGAAUUCCAGAAAAAGUUAGUUUUCUGCUCUAAAGAAGGCAAUUUUGCAUCACUGCAGAGAGGGAAGGAACCAGUAGUAUUUGUGAAAUGUAACGAACACGCCAAAAAAAAGCAAGAAUGAUGUGAAAAAAGUUUUGCACAAAAUAUUUGCCAAUACUGAAAGGAAAAAGCCAUCUUCGCAACUGGACCUACAAUCUCUAUAUACAUGAAAUCAUAUUCCGUUUAACAAGAGCAAUUGUUAUAUGUGAGGGAGAAGUUGUGCUAUGUACUGAAAGAACAAAUGAGAAGUUCAAAAACAGUCUUGAAUUUUAACCCUAGAUUUUUAUGCCACUUACUGCAAAUAUUUAUUAUAUAAAAAUAUUUAUAUAGUUAGAAUAUAUACAUAUAUUCAUGUAGUCAUGUGGAAAAUCUAGAUAAAUAUGCACUUAUUUUAAGGAGGUGACUUGAAACUGCAGUCUUGCACUCCAUGUAUUUAUUUGGAGAUAUUUGAGAAUAUACUGUGACAAAAUACAUUCAUGCUGGGCAAGAACAAAUACCAUCUUUUUGUUGUAGGGAAAUAUUUAAAGAUAGGUUUUAUAUGCUUAACAUAUUUCUAGUGCCCUGUCACCAUUCCUAUUUAUUUCUACAUUUGCAGUAUUCUGAUCUUAGAAGCCAAUUCAUGCAGGGGUUAGGCAAAGGCAACAAUUCAUUUUGAACUUUUAGGUAUUUGCUACUAUUUUUUGCAAGGUUAUUCUUUAAGCUUGAAGCAUAUAUACUCUUUAGACAGUGAAAUGAGAUGUGUUUAAUUAGGACUAGAGAAAUAUGCUACCUACUGUGGGUUCACUUUGGCAUGCCCAUUUUAUUUGUGGUUUCCUUAGAAAUCAUUGUUACAAUAUAUAUAAAUGGAGUGAUUUAAUGUAUACUUCCUUGUUAAUGUCAAAGUUUUACCCUCAGUUUUAUUUCUUUAACUGUGAGGCAGUAGGGCUUAUUUACUAAAGGGGUGCAAAAUGCAAACAUUAAAGCAAUUAACUAUGUUUUGUAAACCUACAAUGCAACAUUACUUACAUGAUUUCAAGCUCAACAACCAGCUGCAAUCAGAAUCGAUUAUAAACUGUGCACAAAUGGGUGCAAGCAGUACCUAUGGGGUAAUAGGUGGCAUGCAUGUAGGACAUAGAUGUUCUAUUACAUACCCUUUCUUUGGGUGUAGUUCUGGUGGCUCAACAGUGAGGGCCUAUUAGAGAUUCCAGUGCACAGAGAUGACUGGAUUGUGGAUCCCCCACCUCAAGGUGGUCAUUGAGAAAAGAUCCGUUAGAUUGGUGACCUGAUCAACCAAGUAGAUAUUUCAGUGUAUAGCCAGCUAUGCUAAAUGUUGUUCCUUGUGCCUGACGCAUAAAAUGGCAUUUGGAACAAUACAGAUGAAUGUACAUUUGUGCACAGUGUAUUUCUUGGUGAAAUUCACUUAUGCACUUAUUUUAGUGCCUAGUGAUAGUAAAUAAGCCCUUUUAUGUGUGAAGAGAAAAUCCCUUCACUCGAUAAAUCUAUAUUUAUAGAUAGUUAGGGCUUUUCAAAGCUCCUAUAUAUGUGCUCUAAAUAUGGUUUCAUAAUUCACUGUCUAUGGGCAAAUUAUAGAAAAAAACAACUUAUGGUUGGUAAUACUGAAAAACUUGCAAUACAUAAAAGCAAUUACAAUUCCCUGUAUCCUCCAGUGUCCCUUAACAUCAGACAGAGUGCCAGUUAAUAGAAACAUCAUAAACAUAUUAUAUUCCUCUCACACUUUUCUUUUUGUCAUUUAUCAUUUUUAUAACACUGGCUAUAUAUAGGCUAAUAUUGUUUACCAACUCUUUAGCAAGCUGGUACCUUAUUGAGUAUAGAGCAAGAGUGACAUCAGGGCAUGGAUGCAGACUAUUGCCUAUUGGAGUAUAUUCAAAGGCCCCUGUUGUAAGCAGAUCGUUGGCCUGGGUGGUACAUACUAUAUAGUACUUUAAGUUAAAAAAAGACAUAGGUCCAUCAAGUUUAACCUUUGUAAGAGAAUUAGUAGCCUAACUACUAGUGUGUAUGGCUAGCUUAAAUCAGAUUUAUAUAAUCUCAGAUAAAUAUCAACUUGGUCUUUCCCUAAUCAGACACCAUGAUGAGUAACUGUCAACACAUCCUGUUUUUUUGCCAGUAAAUAAUAUAAAAUCUUUCUACUGUUUGAUGUUACAUACAGUAAUGUUACUAGAGAUGAGCAAAUCCAUUAAUUCACACCUUAUUUAAGGUCCGUUUGAGUUACUAAAUUGUUACUAAAUUGAGUUACUAAAAUUCACUAAAUUGCAUUUAGUAUAUUAAUUAACAGAAAAUACAGAGGACAGAUUUGCAUUCUAUGAAUCUGAGAUUUAGCUAACCGGGUGUCUUUCUCAAUUCUUAAGUGUUUCAUUUCUUCUUCAAUAUGGAUGAGCCUUGAACAAAUGCAGAAUGGUAACAUUUCUUGCAUUUAAAUUUAUAGUAGGUAGUUUUCAAAUUAGUUAUUCAUAAAGCAGCGCAAUGGAUAAUGUUUAUGGCAAGGAGUGGAGAUGAUCAGUCAAAAGACUGUUGCUAAAGUCAUGCACUUUUUUUAAAUAGAGCAUGAUAUAUUAUCUUGUGUUGAUUUUUGUAAAGUAGAUUAAAUAAUCCUACAAGUGAUCUUUCUAUAAUUGUAUGUCUAUAAUCAAAUAACAAUAAAAAGAAUUUUGUAGUAUAGAAUGUUUUAUCUGUAGGCACAUUAAUGAUGGGAAUGACUACAGAGGAGGUUAUAACAAAAUACUAGCUCUUUUAAGUCCACAUACCGGUACUCUUGUUCAUAAGAGAGUGUUAAAUUCAAAUUAAAAGGCACAAUUACAAAUGCAAAUACAAUGCAAUGUAAAGCUGGAAAAGACUGCAAAUUGUCAUGUUUUUACACACAAUGCAACCCACAAUUCUUUUUAAAACUCUAGCAUAAUAGCAGAUGCCUACUACACAGCAUUCAGCUCAAAUUGUGUAAAUCAAGCACAAGUAGCACCACAAGCUUUUGUUAGUAUGAUCAGCGUCACUGUAGGCAUGUGAGUAUGAGGGGCAACAAUAAGAGCAUGAAAAGCAACUUCCUGAUUUUGCAUUGUGUAAGGAAUCAUUAAGAGUUGUGAUUAGAUUCUGUAUCACCGCCAAAACACUUGUGUUCUGUGUAUCUGUCAUUUCAAAAACUGGAAUAUGCCUCUUUAGUUGAAAAUUUGGCGCUGUGCUUUGAGAUAAAAUAAUUAUACUGAUUAUAUAUCAAAUGAAUAAAAUGGUUUGACUGUUACGGAAUAAAGAAAAACAACUUGUUAUUAUUUAUUUACUGUUUAUAUGUAGUUUAGUGUAAGAUGUAUUUGUAUAUAUUGUAGAACUAUGAAAAAAUUUUUUACUCUCUUGUAUAUAUAUAUAUUUAGUUAUUUUCAAAACCCUUCAUAUAUAAUUAGAUAUUUUAUUAUGGUUUUUUUUGAUCUUUGAACAAAAAACACAAAAAAAUAAAGGAUAUCAGAAAAAAA